CAGAGAAUUGACAGAAAAUGCAAAACAGUGAAGUAAUAAAGCCUGCCAAGUACUUCUCUGAAGUGGAGAAGAGUGUGCUGCUGGCAUUGGUUGAAAAAUAUAAGUAUGUACUUGAAUGUAAAAAGAGUGAUGCAAGGACUAUUGCACUGAAACAACGGACCUGGCAGGCCCUAGCUCAUGAAUAUAAUUCCCAACCAAAUGUAUCACUCCGAGAUUUCAAGCAGUUGAAGAAAUGCUGGGAGAACAUCAAAGCUAGGACAAAGAAAAUAAUGGCACAUGAAAGACGAGAUAAGGUAAAAAGAUGCAUUAGUCCACUUAUAAGUAAUCACAUCCUAGGAAAAGAGAAGAUCACCAACAUGAUACCAGAGCAAGUAUAUUUUUUACAGACUCCACCAGAAGAAGAUUCUGAAUAUCAGCCUGAAACUUCCAAUCAAGAAUCUUUCACUGUUAUUAAUAAAGAAUCAUGUGAUGAAGAGAAAGGACUUGUACAUUUCCAAGUAUGUGAAGGUACCUCGCAGUCUGAGCCUUCCUGUUCAGCAGUCAGAGUAACUGGAAAUAAAAACUUCAGAAAUAAAGCUGCUCAAGAAAGUGAUUUGAAAAAGAUGCAUGAAGAGGAACACCAUCAGCAAAUGUCUAUUUUACAACUGCAACUGAUCCAAAUGAAUGAAGUCCAUGUAGCAAAAAUUCAACAGAUAGAAAGGGAAUGUGAAAUGGCUGAAGAAGAACACAGAAUCAAGAUGGAAGUGUUAAACAAAAAAAAAAUGUACUGGGAAAGAAAACUUCAGACCGUUACAAAAGAAUGGCCUGUAUCAUCUUUUAACAGGCCAUUCCCUAAUUCACCCUAGUACACGCAGCAGCUGGUAGUUCAUUAGACUGAAGUAACUUGAUCAUUGGAAAAUAGUUUGAGACUUAGGUUCAAUUCCUGUAUUUAGAAUGAUGGAAUAAUUGUUGGCUGUGAAUAAAUGUCAAGAAAGGCCUAAAAUAGAGAUUAGAUAGGUUUUCGUUUAAUAAAACAACGAAGAAAUUUCCAUAUUUUUGGAGGUAAAAUGUUGAUGUAACUUUUUAAUGGAAUUUCUGAGUAUGCCCAGUAAACCCAGUCUUUUCCAUGGUAGUCAGAUCGAUCCAAU
Messenger RNA from Protobothrops mucrosquamatus (brown spotted pit viper), 1127 nucleotides. It is a transcript of the gene MSANTD3, whose product is annotated as Myb/SANT DNA binding domain containing 3. The transcript has 2 exons. NCBI's taxonomy places the organism in Eukaryota, Metazoa, Chordata, Lepidosauria, Squamata, Viperidae. The record is from RefSeq and is a predicted model, not a curated record. The coding region runs from base 18 to 845 and encodes 275 amino acids.